Symphalangus syndactylus (siamang) is the source of this 4596-nucleotide messenger RNA. It is a transcript of the gene ZNF568, whose product is annotated as zinc finger protein 568. Gene Ontology annotation, cellular component: nucleoplasm; nucleus. The record is from RefSeq and is a predicted model, not a curated record. Gene Ontology annotation, molecular function: DNA-binding transcription repressor activity, RNA polymerase II-specific; RNA polymerase II cis-regulatory region sequence-specific DNA binding; DNA-binding transcription activator activity, RNA polymerase II-specific. Gene Ontology annotation, biological process: cellular developmental process; regulation of cytokine production; regulation of immune system process. Lineage: Eukaryota; Metazoa; Chordata; Mammalia; Primates; Hylobatidae.
AGGUGACGCUGCCGAGUCCCCGCAGCAGGGGACGAGCAAGGGACUCGUGGUUGACGGGACACGGAUCCUCUAAGGCCCAGAGUGUCCCGAGUAGCGGCAGUGGGGAGUGCUCAGAGUACGCUAAUGAUCUGUGUCUUGUAAAGAGCAUAUUGCUGGGCUUACAUCCGUUUAUCUUGUUUGACUGUUAUUUUAAUAGGUCCUGGCUCCACAAGGAUAAAACACAUCUGCAGUGCAAAUAGAAGUCUGAGGAACAGGUGUCUAUCAUGGAAGGAGACCUGACCUGAGACCUGCCUUAGAGGCUGGAGAGUCCUGAAAGAGAGUGGACCCUGGAGUUGCUGGAGCUUGUCUUGACCCUUCUGCCCAGAGCAGGCAGGGUCUGAAUGACAUCUUAAUCUUCAGUGAUCAGCAAUAGCUGUGUGACAAUGGAGCGUUUGAGCCACAUGAUGGAAAGGAAAGCUUGGUGUUCUCAGGAGUCUGCCCUUUCCGAGGAAGAAGAGGAUACAACCAGGCCUCUUGAAACAGUGACAUUUAAGGAUGUGGCUGUUGACCUUACCCAGGAGGAGUGGGAGCAGAUGAAACCUGCUCAAAGGAACUUGUAUCGAGAUGUGAUGCUGGAGAACUACAGCAACCUAGUCACAGUGGGCUGUCAAGUCACCAAACCGGAUGUGAUAUUCAAGUUGGAGCAAGAAGAGGAGCCCUGGGUGAUGGAGGAAGAAAUGUUUGGGAGGCACUGUCCAGAAGUUUGGGAAGUUGAUGAACAGAUCAAGAAGCAACAGGAAACACUUGUGAGGAAAGUCACAUCCAUCUCCAAGAAAAUUCUGAUAAAGGAAAAAGUCAUUGAAUGUAAAAAAGUUGCAAAAAUAUUUCCUCUGAGUUCAGACAUUGUUACUUCAAGACAAAGCUUCUAUGACUGUGACUCACUUGAUAAGGAUUUGGAACGUAAUUUAGACUUACUUAGAUAUGAGAAAGGCUGUGUAAGAGAGAAACACAGUAAUGAGUUUGGGAAACCAUUUUACCAUUAUGCAUCCUGUGUUGUAACCCCCUUUAAGUGUAAUCAGUGUGGACAAGACUUCAGUCAUAAAUUUGACCUCAUUAGACAUGAGCGAAUUCAUGCUGGAGAGAAACCUUACGAAUGUAAAGAAUGUGGAAAAGCCUUCAGUAGGAAGGAAAAUCUUAUUACACAUCAGAAAAUUCAUACUGGGGAAAAACCAUAUAAGUGUAAUGAAUGUGGAAAAGCUUUCAUUCAGAUGUCAAACCUUAUUAGACACCACAGAAUUCAUACUGGGGAGAAACCUUAUGCAUGUAAGGAUUGUUGGAAAGCCUUCAGUCAGAAAUCAAAUCUCAUUGAACACAAGCGAAUUCACACUGGAGAGAAACCCUAUGAAUGUAAGGAAUGUGGGAAGUCCUUCAGCCAGAAGCAAAAUCUUAUUGAGCAUGAGAAAAUUCAUACUGGGGAGAAACCUUAUGCAUGUAAUGAAUGUGGUAGAGCUUUUUCUCGAAUGUCAUCUGUUACACUACAUAUGAGAAGUCACACAGGGGAGAAACCCUAUAAAUGUAAUAAAUGUGGAAAAGCUUUCUCUCAAUGCUCAGUAUUUAUUAUACAUAUGAGAAGUCACACUGGUGAGAAACCCUAUGUAUGUAGCGAAUGUGGGAAAGCCUUCUCUCAAAGUUCAUCCCUUACCGUACAUAUGCGAAAUCAUACAGCUGAGAAACCCUAUGAAUGUAAGGAAUGUGGAAAAGCCUUCAGCAGGAAAGAAAAUCUCAUUACACAUCAGAAAAUUCACACCGGAGAGAAACCUUACGAAUGCAGUGAAUGUGGGAAAGCUUUUAUUCAGAUGUCAAACCUCAUUCGACACGAGAGAAUUCAUACGGGUGAGAAACCCUAUGCAUGUACGAUAUGUGGAAAAGCCUUUAGUCAGAAAUCAAACCUCACUGAACAUGAGAAAAUUCAUACUGGAGAGAAACCUUAUCAUUGUAAUCAGUGUGGGAAAGCUUUCAGUCAAAGACAAAAUCUUCUUGAGCAUGAAAAAAUUCAUACUGGAGAGAAACCAUUCAAAUGUAAUGAAUGUGGUAAAGCCUUCUCUCGAAUCUCAUCCCUCACUCUUCAUGUGAGAAGUCACACAGGGGAGAAACCCUAUGAAUGUAAUAAAUGUGGGAAAGCCUUUUCUCAGUGCUCAUUACUUAUUAUACAUAUGAGAAGUCAUACUGGUGAGAAACCGUUUGAAUGUAAUGAAUGUGGGAAAGCAUUCUCUCAAAGAGCAUCCCUUUCUAUACAUAAGAGAGGUCAUACAGGUGAGAGACACCGAGUAUAUUAAAUAAAAGAAGGCCUCUUAAAUUCAACCCAUGUUUUACUUAAAAUAUCUUGGCAUAAGCUCAAAAAAACCAGGAUCUUUAUGGAAAAAUUUUAAUACUUUGUUAAAAGAUGUAAGACUGGAAUGAAUGGAAAGAAAUACCAUAUAUAUAGAUGGAAAAACCCAGUAUUAUAAAAACCUCAAUUCUAAAAAUCUAUAGACUGAAUGCAGUUCCAAACAAAAUCUACUAAGAAUUUUCUAGGAUCUUUCAAAAAUGGUUAUAAAAUUCAUGUGAAAUAGAAGUGUAUGGAUUGCUGAGACAAUUUUGAAAAGAACAAAGGAAACACCCUCACUGUAUGACAUAAAGUUAUAGUCAUUUAAAAAUGUGUGAUACUAGUACAUUAGUAGGUAAAUAAGCAGAUUUUAAAGAAUAGAAUAUCCAGAAGCAGACCGGGCGCGGUGGCUCAAGCCUGUAAUCCCAGCACUUUGGGAGGCCGAGGCGGGUGGAUCACGAGGUCAGGAGAUCGAGACCAUCCUGGCUAACACGGUGAAACCCCGUCUCUACUAAAAAAUACAAAAAAAUUAGCCGGGCGUGCUGGCGGGCGCCUGUGGUCCCAGCUACUUGGGAGGCUGAGGCAGGAGAAUGGCGUGAACCCAGGAGGUGGAGGUUGCAGUGAGCCGAGAUCGCGCCACCGCACUCCAGCCUGGGGGACAGAGAAAGACUCCGUCUCAAAAAAAAAAAAAAAAAGAAUAUCCAGAAGCAGAUUCAUGAAUAUAUGUGAACUCAGUGUAUGUUAGACCUGACAUGAAUUAGUAGGGAAAUGAUGACCCAGUCAAUAAAAUUGCUGGAAAUAUUUGACUCUCUGUAUUGGAGAAAAUAAAAUUACAACAUUAUGACAUAUUAAAAAAUCAAUAUUCUUUUUUUUUUUUUUGAGACAAGGGUCUCACUCUGUCGCCCAGGCUGAAGUACAGUGGUGCAAUCUCAGCUCACUGCAGCCUCUGCCUCCCGGGUUCUAUUUUUUUUUUUUUUUUUUUUGUAUUUUUAGUAGAGAUGGGGUUUCACCAUGUUGGCCAGGCUAGUCUUGAACUCCUGACUUCAAGUGAUCUGCCCUCUUUGGCCUCCCAAAGUGCUGGGGUUUACAGGCUUGAGCCACUGCACCUGGCCAAAAAAUUAAUAUUCUAAAGGAUUUAAAUACUGGAAUUUGAAAAGCCAAACUGUGAAACCACUGGGAGAAAAUAGGUGAUAUUGUCUAUGACGUUGAGGCCAAGGAGCUUUUUUUUUUUUUUUUUUUUUUUUAAGACGAAAGGACUCUGUAAUUCCACUUCUAGGUAUACAUCCUAUAGAAACUCACAAAUAAUGCAUAAGAAAUAUAUAUAUAAUAUAUGUAUGUAUGUAUAGCCAGAUGCAGUGGCACAUGCCUAUAAUCCCAGCUACUUGGGAGGCUGAUAGAAGAAGAUAACUUGAGCUUGGGAGUUCAAGACCAGCCUGGGAAACAUAGCAAGACCCCAUCUCUUAAAAAAAAGGAAAUAUGUAGACAUAUAUCUGCAUUGAAAACAACCUAAAUAUUCAUCAGUGGGGUAAUAGAUGAAUAAAAUAUGAUAUAUUCAAAUGAUAGAAUAGUAUACAGCACUUAAAAGCAGUGAAUCAGAUCCAUAUUGUGUAACAUGGAUAGUUAAUGUUGAAUGAAAAAAAUCAAAAUACAAAUGAAGCAUUGUGUAAUAAUAUUUAUGUAAAUUGGAAUGAAAUCAUUUAUAAAAAAACUGUUUCUAUUAUUGAAAAGUGUAUGUAAAACUAUUUAAAAUAGAAUAGAAGGAUACACGCCCAAUUAUUGAUAGCAUUGUCUCUGGAAAUUGAAUUUGAGGCCGUUGAUUAAAGGGAGACUUUAGCUUUGCUUGUAGUUUUUAUGCCUUAAAAAAGACUGGUAGCAUAUAAAAUAAAUCUUAAAAGCUAACGAUACACAAUGACAAUAUGAAUGUUUGCUUGUAAUAGUGUUUUUCUUGUUCUUUCUCAGAACAGGCCAAGGGAAACCUGUGCCCAUAGAAGGAAAUGUUAUAAUGGAUUCAUAUGCUCUAUCAGAUGCUCAACUAUUUUAUGAAAAAUAUGUCUAGAAAAUUAGUAAUUAGAAUAUUCCUGUUUAUUAUAUAAUGUGAAAUUAGCACAUUUUAACAGCUUGAUGAUGCUUUUUUUUAUAUUUUAACGUUUCUGAAAUUGGACUCCUUUCAACUGAUGAUAUCUUAGAUUCAAGUAAAUAUUUAAUUAUUAAAAAUUUGAAAAUCAGAUGCCAGUAUAACAAAUGAAAUGUGU